This is a messenger RNA of Arabidopsis arenosa, 1359 nucleotides long. Lineage: Eukaryota; Viridiplantae; Streptophyta; Magnoliopsida; Brassicales; Brassicaceae. The record is from the annotation of a GenBank genome assembly.
UUAAAACCCAACAGAGCAAAUAAAGCAAAGAAACAAAUUUGUUCAUGGUCUCUAGAAAUCCGAAUCCUUCUGACGGAUAUUUCUUGGAUCCGACUAGUAUGAAUGUUCCAGGUCUCGGACCUUCCUUUACCGCCGCCGUUUCUUCUUCACCGACGACUUCUUCUACCGCCGUGACUGUGGCGGAUGCGACGGCGAUGGUUUCUUCUUCGGAGGAGGAUUUAAGUAAGAAGAUUAGGAAGCCUUAUACUAUUACUAAGUCUAGAGAGAGCUGGACUGAGCCUGAGCAUGAUAAAUUCCUUGAAGCUCUUCAAUUGUUUGAUAGAGAUUGGAAGAAGAUUGAAGCUUUUAUUGGGUCAAAGACAGUGAUUCAGAUACGAAGUCAUGCUCAGAAGUAUUUUCUUAAGGUACAAAAGAGUGGGACGGGUGAACAUCUCCCUCCUCCUCGACCUAAAAGGAAAGCCGCUCAUCCAUAUCCUCAGAAGGCUCACAAGAAUGUGCAACCUCAAGUACCAGGAUCAUUCAAGUCAACAUCUGAACCAAAUGACCCAAGUUUUAUGUUUAGGCCCGAGUCUUCUUCAAUGCUGAUGACUUCUCCAACCACUGCUGCCGCGGCUCCAUGGACAAAUAAUGCGCAAACAAUUAGCUUCACGCCCCUACCAAAAGCAGGAGCAGGAGCUAAUAACAAUUGUUCUAGUAGUUCUGAAAAUACUCCAAGACCACGAUCCAACAGGGAUGCAAGUGACCAGGGAAAUGUUGGCCAUUCAUUAAGAGUUUUACCGGACUUUGCCCAAGUAUACGGCUUCAUUGGAAGUGUUUUUGACCCAUAUGCAAGUAAUCAUCUACAAAAGCUAAAGAAGAUGGACCCCAUAGAUGUUGAAACAGUGUUACUAUUGAUGAGAAAUCUAUCCAUCAACUUGUCUAGUCCUGACUUUGAGGAUCAUAGACGGCUUCUUUCGUCUUAUGAUAUCGGAUCUGAGACAGCAACUGAUCAUGGUGGAGUGAAUAAAACCUUAAACAAAGACCCACCUGAAAUCUCUACAUGAAGUUUAAUAGAAGAGGAGAAUUAUGAAAAGUGUCUCAGAUGAGCCAACAACCAGAUGGCUAUUGAAUAGAGAUUCUGUUGUGAGUUUUUGUUUGUAGUUUGUACAUAUGAAGAAGAUGAAGCUGAGAUUGAGAGGGUUUAGUUAUUGUUAAUGGUAUAAAUAUACGUCUUUUGGGUUAAGGAUGGUAUAUGUACAGUGUAUUAUUAUCAUAAGUUAGAUACCAUUCCUUCUCGCAAAUUUGUUUUUAGCUUUUGUUAAAGCAUGUAUCAGUCUCUUUGAUGGGAGACAAAUCUCUUAAUAGAGUUGUCUUAGCUUU